Messenger RNA from Lineus longissimus, 4395 nucleotides. RefSeq names its product BTB/POZ domain-containing protein 16-like. The transcript has 14 exons. The coding region runs from base 2 to 2020 and encodes 672 amino acids. NCBI's taxonomy places the organism in Eukaryota, Metazoa, Nemertea, Pilidiophora, Heteronemertea, Lineidae. The record is from RefSeq and is a predicted model, not a curated record.
CAUGGCCGACGUGACUUCAAAGUGUCAGAUUUGUCCUCAAAAAAGCAAGCCAUGCUACUUCCCAACAUUGCCCCCAUCCCCCUCGAAGGUGGCAACCUCUUACACAAAAGCUGUGAUGGCUGCACCAAUGACAGCUCUAAUGGGUGUGGUGGUUGAUGGGAGACAACCGGACAGAUUUGAUGUCACUCCAAGAUGUCGGAUGAGAAAGCAAGUUGGAAACACUAACAGGUGGCGACUGCCUGAAUCCCUUGGCAGUGACCUUUUGGGAUCAAAUCAAGCAAUACGAGCUAUCAAAUCCAACUUUAAUGACAGUAUGAUGCACAUUAUUACAGCUGAGGGCCCGAUGAAUUCUCUGAACAUGGAUAUGUCGCAACCGUAUAGCUUCCGUGUCGUCGAUGACCGUCCCAAAACAAUGGGGUCCGCGCCUGAUGUGCCUAAUCUAAGCAAGUUAUCCUCCCAGUCCCAGACGCUAACCAAUUCAAAUAGUGGUCCGCUUCCACCAGCCACAGCCCCUGUGUUUACUCGUCAUGUGAGGGGCGUUGGCCCACUGAAGACAUUUGUGCCAAGUCGCGCACGUCCAGCAUCCGCCCUUGACGUUUUCUUAUACCAUUCAAAGAAAAGUGGCAAUGUCACUGGUCCUGAUGUGCUUCUUAAGUGCCUAGAUAUGAGUUGGGAAUUACAUCGACCAUAUCUUCGAAAAGCGGGAACAUUGUCGCUACUAAUUCAGGGUGCCACUCCUCCAAAACCACAGAUGUAUUACCGGGAAAAAACAUCGGACACACUCGACGAAUACAUCAAGAAAAAUAACUUCUACAGCAAUCCUGCACAGGAGGGCGUUAAUCUUAGCAGUGAUUUCGAGAGGGAUCAAACGGAGAUUGGUCUCAAUCAUCCCAAACACAUCUCGGAGAAACGCUUGAACAAUAUGACAGUGAUUGAGCUGGAGAUUGAUGACCCAUUGAUCACCAAAAAUGCUUUGGCAAUCACCCUUGGUAACCUCUAUCAUGAUGAGAUGGAGAUAGACAAGGAAGAGCUCGUUGGCGUGAUGGCAGCUGCCUAUCAUCUGAAGUUCAGGAAUCUCAUGGAGGGGUGUGUGGCGUCAAUGUUGAAGACAAUCACGGCGAGGUCUGUCUGUGCUUACCAUGAAGCUGCUCUCAAGUACAAGCAGGACCAAGUUAUCAACGCAACAGAGAGAUGGUUGGAACUCAAUCUAAUUCCGCAGCUUUCCACUCAAAUUCAGCUCCGCCAGCUUCCCAUGGUCCUCCUACAGAAGAUUCUUCAGACCCAUCGUCUCUUUGUCUUCAAUGAGUACGCACCGUACAAGGUGCUUGCAUAUUGGUUGUUCCUGCAGUUAAACCCCGAGAUACAGUUGAUGCCAUCACUCAGCACCGUCAUCUCGUACUUCAACAACUUGCCAAAAGCCAAUGCCUUGAUUGAGAGACAGGAGGGUCAAUACUUUUCACCCUUGUUCUCUGCUUUGAGACUCCAUGGAAUCCUUGACACAAAUAACAUCAAGGACAUGCAGCAGAUGAACAUAAUACCACAGUCGUGGAUUAUCAAGGUUUUGACGCAGCAUUACCAUGCCUUACAAGCAGGGGGUGACAUGGUGAACAUGAACAACUUCGACCUCUACGCAGUCCGACAAGGGUUUGUCAUUGAUGAUGAACCCCACUACCACUCUGAGAUAUUAUCCCUUCAUGGCUUCCAUUUUGAGCUGAAAGCCAUCAAGCAGAAAUUAGAUAACUCGUACAGCUUCUUCAUGCAGCGGCUGAAACCAAGCGACCCGAUCCUGUCAUUCCGUCAAUGCGAGCGCCAGACGUUCUCGAUGAGAGCUGAUCGCGAAGUGAAAUACUGCAUCAGAGUACAGACAAUCCAAAAUGGAGAUUACAAGUUCCAUUCAACUGGUGUCAUAACCCACAAGUUCGGUCUUGGAUCCAAAACUAGCAAGAGUGAGGUGCUGAAACUGGUCAACGUGUCCAAGCCGCUGUACGUUUCGUACUGUCUUCUGUUUCCUCCGUCGUAAAUGAAGAAUCAACGGGCCACCAAACUAUGCAGUCUUGAGAUCUGUCAGUCUUGGGUGCAUUUUCAGGCAAUAGUUAUGUCCAGGAUGAAAUGUACUGAGCGUUAUCCUUGAAACUGUCUACAUUUCUUGCACUGUCAAAAUCAUUCUCUAUGUCUGAUCGGUCUUAUAGGUCUGGAUCAGAAUUUGUUGUGAUGAAGAAUAUAUGAUCUUUCUGAAAUAAUAGACAUUGUUAUGCAAGUAUCCAGUACAGCUUUGAUUGACAGUUAUAUAUUAUUUUUGUAAUAAAGAUGAUUGCAGACUUUUUUGUAUUUGAAAUGGUCUGUGUUGUGAGACCAUACAGGAUCAACAGAUUUAGCUAUCCAUUCAAAAUAAGCAGAAUGAAUGCCUGUGAUGUUUACGAGUGAAUUUUGAUCAAAGUUUUUGAACCUUUUGAUUACUAGUAUAGCUGUGAUAAAACUGUUUUUUAUAAAUAUGCGUUUACAUGUAUUACAUUCCGUCCAAGUGCCAAUAAAUAUAUACGGUAGGUGAUGGCACACACCAAUAAUGCCAAGAAGAAAUAGAUAAUUUACCUAUCUAAAAUUGGAAUGAUGUUAAUGUGUGCAGUUCUACUUUUAUACUUUAUAUAUCAAUGACAUUGCUAUCUGAAAAUCAGAGAGAAAAGUUGAAGUAUUCAGGAGUGCAACUUUUCUGUGAUUCCACAACCUGACAACAGGACUAUACAUGUAUGUAAAUCUUUGCCAGUUUUCUUGCCUGGGGAGUUUUAAAAGGAAGUAUUUCUUCUGUAGUUCUUUCUUCCCUUUCUUCUUCCAAAGGUCUAACCUAUUUCUUAUGCUGUUCUUGUAGUUGACUGUCUUCUUUCACAGGUUUAACUCACAUUCCUAUGUAGUUCUUGUAAUCGACUCUCAUCUUGCACAGGUUUAAAGGGUAACUCGUGUCAAAUUUCACCAUAUAAUGUUUUAGCUGUUUUUGACAAAUGACUACGUCUUUUUCUCAUAAAUCGGUAAGGUUUUCGAAUCGAAAUGCACAUUUUCUAGAAAUUGAUGGUUUAAUCCCGCCUGGACAGCUCGCUUCGAUGCCGUUUUCGUUGAUGACGUCACAACAUGAACAUUUUCACGGUCGCGGUGGUUUACAUUCAGCGAUUUAUAAUAAAUCUAAUCAAAAAUGGAAAAUUUUAGCUUUACAUUUGUGAUCAACAAUUAAAAACGGAUGUAUUUCCGUAAAGUUGUAAAUCGCAUCAUAGUAUCACUUUAACUGAUUUCUUAUGUAGUUCCUGUACUUGACUGUCUUCUUACACAGUUUUAACUUAAUUCUUAUGUAGUUCUUCUACUUGACUGUCUUAUAUGCAUAGGUUUAGCUGUUUUAAAUGCGGUGUUUUGACUUUUCGAUGAGUUGGAGGGGUGCUGAUUGUAUUUUUGUAUUUUGACUUGCUUUCGGUGGAGAGGUUUUACGCAAACACUUGCUGUGAUUUCAUUUUAUAUAUUGUCACUUCUCUUUAUUACCUCAAGUUUUGCAAAGCAAUGUUUAAUUUCUGUUUAUUUGUUGUGUUUUUUUACAUUAUGUCAUAUGGUAUAACUACGGUGGCCCAUAGAGGAAAUGCGUUUAUUUUCAAUAUAUUAGAAUUUUUUUUUUACAAUGCGAUUUUUUUCUCUCGGCGGUGAGAAAUAAAUCCAACGGCGGUUGUAAUUCGAGAAAAAAAUUCUAAUAUUGAAAAUAAACGCAUGUCCUCUAUGGGCCACCGUAUAUAACACUGUUCCAAGUCUUUCCAAUUUUUCAGUACUGUACCCCCUUCCUGUGUAGAUAUACAUAUGCUAGAACCCAAGUAAGGUCCUGCCUACAUGUUCUGUAAAAAGGUUGUCGGUUGAUUAUGGUGUCUGUAGUCAUGGCUUAGUUGAUGCAAACUUGCAUAUACUAUAAAAUCAACUCUGGUUUGAGUUAAAUGAAUUGUGGUUCAGUACUGUUUUCUACCUAAAGUUGUUUGUAACCGUGCAUAUAAUACUCUUUCUUAUACAUCACUCCUCCACCCUACUUGCCCUUGCCUUGAAAUUAAGAAUUUUGCUUUGUUAAGCUUGAGGUGAUCUGGAAUCAUAUAUCUAUGCAUUUAACUCAAGAGCACUGUGUGAUAACGUAAUUUUAUAUUUGUUUGUUUUUGUAAUUCACUCUGACUUGGGCACAAUCUGAUAUCAAUCUUUUGUCGGCACAGAGUUUCACCGUGAUCAAAACAUUGCAGUUUAUUGUUUCAAUUGAAGGGUGUGUUAGGAUACACACUUGGUGGGGCUAGACCAAGUGAAUUUUUCUUCCCCAUGUCUCAGAAAUGUAUUUAUUGUGAAGAUCAAGUCUCAUUUCAGUCGAGUUGAAAUAUAUAUGGUGUGUUUGAA